AUAUUUAUUUGAAAAUAAAAUAGUAAACUGUGUGUCGAAAAACAAAAAAAAAAUGGAAAAAUUAUUUAUUAUAUGUUUGAUAUCUAUAAAAAUAUUAAUAAUAUCAAAUAAUUUGUAUGAGGACGGAAGCUUGUAUCAUAUUGAUCAUAAAACAAUAAACGAAUCAAAUGAUUUCCGAAUAUUUGACAUGUGGAAAUUUUCAUGGACUGUUGUAAUUGAAAUAUCCGUUCGUAAUACUGACAGUGAUUUUGAACCUGUUGAUGGUGUGUUUCAAUAUCAUUAUUGCACUGGGUCAUUAUUAAAACCAUAUUUAGUUUUAACAAGUGCUGCAUGUAUACAUGACGUAAUAUCACAAUAUAAUGAAUUUGGAAUUUCUGUUCUCGGUGAUUACAACAGAACUGAAAACGUUAUAUACAUAAUGAAAUCACGGUCAUUGAAUCAAAACGAACAACGAGUCGGUAAUGAAUCAGGGUUGGUUAAAGAAGCUGUUAAUAAACGUAUGUCAUUUAAAAUGCGUCAUAUAUAUUAUUACAAUUUUGCUAAAAAAUAUAACAGCUCUGAGCCAGACAUCGCAUUGAUUGGGUUGAAAAAAUCUAUAUUAUUUGGUAACAAUGAAAAAAUUACCAUACCUAUAGCGAGUAAGUGCCAUAAUAUAAAUUAUAAUAAAUGUCUGAUAACAAUAAUAACGGAUAGUCGACGUGAUAAUUCUUCUUAUACAUGUUCGGUUAAAUUUACAUAUGAGACCGUUUUCGAUGAAGUAAGUCAACAAAGUCGCAAUAUAAGUCACGGAAAAUUAAAUUGUCAUCCUGAAGAUUUUGACGAACAUAGUCGAUUUUGUUUGGAGAAUUCAUGUGGAGGAAAUCCAAUAGUAUGUAAGCUAUAUGGAGUUAAACCAACGAAAUAUGUCCAAGUUGGUCAUUUAAAAGCCGUAAAUAAAAAAACAAAAAUGGAAUAUAUAUAUAUACCUGAUGUAAUAGACUUAUAAUGUUAUAAUAUAUAUGAAUAUAUAUGACAUAUAAUUUAAUGUUAAAUUUUAUUAGAAAAAAAUACUUGGUAAAACCAUCGACAGGAUUCGAUCCGCGUACCUUAGGUUUAAAUUCAAAUUAAUACAUUCUUCAUAUUUCUUAUAUUUAUUCCGAAAAAUAUAUAUAGUAUGAAUAAUGUAAAUUAUUUGAAUUAUGAUUUAAAUAAAUAAAUAUACGCUAUUUUUUAAUUGUAAAUUGAAGUGGAAGGUUGAAAAAUCAUUUGCGCGGGAAAUUUAAAAAUUCAAAAAAGCGCGCGAAAUAAAAAAGUGAAAUAGCGGCAUCUUUGAACAUUUCUUGGUAUUUUAAAUAGAAAAAUAAUGAUAAUAGUAAUGACGUAUUGAUCACAUGUUAAAAUAAACAGCGAAGUUUCGUAAUUUCAGUUAAUAUACGAUAACCUAGAAAUUAAUAUAUAUGUAUAUAUUUGUGUAUAUUUAAUAUUUUAUUUAUAAAAAAAAAUUUUUUGAUGUAACAAUAAAUAAAAUUAUGUAAAGUGUCAAUUUAUUAAUGAAGAAGAUCAAUAUUAUUUAUUGAGUAAUUAAAAAUAGAUAUUUAGAUUAUAUUUUCAAAAUGUAUAGAAAAAUUAGCUGUGGAAAUUUUAAAAAUAUCAACCUAUCACUUGGCUGUGUUAAAAAUUAUUCUAAAGAAGAAACGACUUUCAAAGAUAAAUUAAACAAUGGCCCUAAUUUGGAGGACUUUUUAAAUGAAAAAAUUCCCAAGUACGAUGGGAAAUUGAAGUUAGAUAAAAAUGAUAAGUCACGACUGAGAUUGCCCCCAUGGUUAAAACGUGAGAUUCCAAUGGGAGAAAAUUAUGCCCAAUUAAAAUCACAAUUGCGUGAGUCGAAAUUAGCGACAGUAUGCGAGGAAGCGAGGUGUCCAAAUAUUGGUGAGUGUUGGGGCGGUGGCGAGCAUGGAACAUCCACAGCAACAAUUAUGCUGAUGGGUGACACGUGUACACGUGGGUGCAGAUUUUGCUCAAUAAAAACCGCACGUGCGCCUCCGCCAUUAAAUCCCGAAGAACCAGUUAAUACAGCAAUUGCUGUUGCUAAAUGGGGUGUUGAUUAUAUUGUACUCACAUCUGUUGAUCGUGAUGAUUUACCCGAUGGAGGAUCUAAUCAUAUUGCAGCAACGAUAAAAGAGUUGAAAAAUCGGAGCAAUAUUUUAGUAGAAGCUUUGGUGCCAGAUUUUGGCGGGAAUCAAGAAAGUAUACAAAAUAUCGUCGACUCAAAAUUAGACGUCUUUGCACACAACAUCGAAACAGUCGAACGCCUGACGCCAUUUGUACGCGAUCGACGCGCGAAUUACAAACAGUCGUUGAAAGUUUUAAAAAUGGCGAAAGAAUUAAAUAAAAAUUUGAUAACAAAGUCAUCGAUAAUGUUGGGCCUCGGAGAAACUGAUGAAGAAAUAAUGACGACAAUAAAAGAUCUAAGAUCUGUAGGAGUCGACGCACUGACUCUGGGUCAAUACAUGCAGCCGACAAAACGUCAUUUGAAAGUAAUUGAAUACGUGACACCGGAAAAAUUUAAAUACUGGGAAGAUUUUGGAAAUAAAAGUGGAUUUUUGUAUACCGCUAGUGGUCCACUCGUUAGAUCUUCUUACAGAGCUGGUGAAUUUUAUCUGGGAAAUAUUAUCAAGCAGCGAAGUCGCAACGUAGAAGAUGUUAAUGUUUGAUAUUUUAUUUUAUUUAUUAGUUUAGUGAAUUUGAACUGUCGAGAUUUUUGUAAUUGUUGAGACAAAUAAAUUAUUUUUAUUUAAAGGCGGCUGGUUUUGUAAUUGGAAAGAGUAGAAAUUCGGGUCUGGUUAAUUGGAGACUUUUUUUCGUUGGAGUUGAGGGAAAUGAAAAAGUCUAUGGGGGAAUGCAUUCGG
Molecule: messenger RNA, 2888 nt
Organism: Microplitis demolitor
Lineage: Eukaryota; Metazoa; Arthropoda; Insecta; Hymenoptera; Braconidae
Gene: Las
Product: lipoyl synthase, mitochondrial
Exons: 8
Coding region: 1593-2693 (366 amino acids)
Biological process (GO): lipoate biosynthetic process
Cellular component (GO): mitochondrion
Molecular function (GO): 4 iron, 4 sulfur cluster binding; lipoate synthase activity
Source: RefSeq, a predicted model, not a curated record